AUGGUGUCGAAGGAAGCAAUUGCCCAAACUGAUCAGAACAAAAGUGAAAAAAGUGUCUAUGAUGUUCCCACCUCACAUUCCAAACCGACGUCAAUGGCAGCCUCAUCCUCCUUCUCCACCCUCUUCUCCUUCCUCCUCCCUCCAAAGCCACACCCUCCUCCCAUCAUCACUCGCUUCCCACUCCAGAAGCUACGUGCCAAGCAUCAGGACCAGGACCACCACUCGUCGGCGGAGCUGUCCGCCGUGGCGAACCCGUCCCACGCGCAUGCGAACACGCUCUUCUUCCGGUCGGCGUACAACGUGCAGGUGGUGGUGGACGAGAACGAGCCGGAGGAGAGGCUCCUCAACCGGUUCCGGAGAGAGGUCAUGAGAGCCGGAGUCAUUCAGGAGUGCAAGCGGAGACGGUUCUUCGAGAACAAGCAGGAGGAAAAGAAGCGCAAGAACCGCGAAGCUGCCAAGCGUAAGAGCAGAAGCAGGCGCUCUCAAUCGAGAUUUCAACCACAAAACAAGCCGGAUGUUGCAGCAACCAAGAAGGAAGAGGAUGAUGAUAACUGGGAUCUUCCAGAAGUAGACGCUCCAUAUAUUUCAACCGCAUGAUCCACUCACAUUCUGUACGGUUCUUCACUUGGGAGAGGCUUUUUAUGCAUGUGAGUUCUGUUAUGUAAAAUCAAUUCCUUGGACGCAGUUAGUGCAAUGUUCAAUUCACAUUUCAUUUUAAGUUAUGCUAUUUAUUCAUUGUCCAUCUAAAUUUUGUUCUGCCCUUGAUUUUCUAAAAUCUGGACAAAGUCGGUGUUUUUUUUC
Molecule: messenger RNA, 801 nt
Organism: Glycine soja
Lineage: Eukaryota; Viridiplantae; Streptophyta; Magnoliopsida; Fabales; Fabaceae
Product: 30S ribosomal protein S21, chloroplastic-like
Exons: 3
Coding region: 1-597 (198 amino acids)
Biological process (GO): translation
Cellular component (GO): ribosome
Molecular function (GO): structural constituent of ribosome
Source: RefSeq, a predicted model, not a curated record